Molecule: messenger RNA, 2247 nt
Organism: Emys orbicularis (European pond turtle)
Lineage: Eukaryota; Metazoa; Chordata; Testudines; Emydidae
Gene: ADARB1
Product: adenosine deaminase RNA specific B1
Exons: 10
Coding region: 1-2247 (748 amino acids)
Biological process (GO): adenosine to inosine editing; RNA processing
Cellular component (GO): cytoplasm; nucleolus
Molecular function (GO): double-stranded RNA adenosine deaminase activity; tRNA-specific adenosine deaminase activity; double-stranded RNA binding
Source: RefSeq, a predicted model, not a curated record
AUGGCAUCUCUGCUAACUGGGACUUUGAACAUGGGGACCUUCUUCAGCAUUGUGAGGCGUCGCUAUAAAAGGAGGCGUAAGAAACGUUCUGAGAGGAAAGAUAGAAGCCGUCUACGCCAGUCAAGAAACCAGCAAAAGUAUUUCACAAUGGAUAUAGAUGAUGAAGAAAAUAUGAGUUCAAGCAGCACUGAUGUUAAAGAAAACCGCAACAUGGACAACGUUCCACCUAAGGAUGGCAGUGUGCAAAAUACCGGGGAGGGGUCUCAACUCUCCAAUGGUGGUGGUAGCAGCAGCAGAAAACGCCCAUUGGAGGAGGGCAGCAAUGGACACUCCAAGUUCCGCCCUAAGAAGAGGAAGAAAACACCAGGGCCUGUUUUGCCGAAGAAUGCUCUGAUGCAACUGAAUGAAAUUAAGCCUGGUUUACAGUACAAGCUUCUAUCCCAAACAGGACCAGUUCAUGCCCCUAUUUUUGUGAUGGCAGUUGAAGUUAAUGGACAGGUGUUUGAGGGAUCUGGCCCUACAAAAAAGAAGGCAAAGCUUCAUGCUGCUGAAAAGGCUUUGAGAUCUUUUGUUCAGUUUCCAAAUGCAUCUGAAGCACAUCUAGCAAUGGGGAGAACACUCUCUGUAAACACAGACUUUACAUCUGACCAAGCAGACUUCCCAGACACACUUUUCAAUGGAUUUGAAACACCAGUUCAGACUGACAAUUCCUUUUAUUUGGGGUCCAAUGGAGAUGGAUCCUAUAGCUCCAGUAUAGACUACAGUCUGUCCUCAUCCACUGUGGCUGGUAGUCUUAUCCAGUCCCCUCUUCCCACACCAUCACCAUAUCCAUCCACCAGUGGAAAGAACCCUGUGAUGAUUCUGAAUGAGCUGCGGCCAGGGUUGAAGUAUGAGUUUCUCUCAGAAAGUGGAGAAAGCCAUGCUAAGAACUUUGUGAUGUCAGUGGCAGUGGAUGGUCAAACUUUUGAAGGAUCAGGAAGGAACAAAAAGCUUGCAAAGGCUCGGGCUGCUCAGUCAGCUCUUGCAUCCUUAUUUAACAUGCAGCUGGAUCAGACACCAUCUCGCCAGCCCAUUCCCAGUGAGGGUCUGCAAUUACAUUUACCACAGGUUUUAGCUGAUGCUGUUGCACGCUUGGUUGUGGAUAAAUUCAGUGAUCUGACUGAUAAUUUCACAUCUCCCCAUGCACGUAGAAAAGUUCUUGCUGGAAUUGUCAUGACAACAGGUACAGAUGUGAAGGAUGCCCAGGUUAUAAGUGUUUCCACAGGGACAAAAUGCAUAAAUGGAGAAUACAUGAGUGACCGUGGUCUUGCAUUAAACGAUUGCCAUGCAGAAAUUAUAUCUCGCAGGUGCCUGCUUAAAUUUCUUUACACACAACUUGAGCUGUUUGUAAGUAAUAAAGAAGAUCAACAAAAAUCCAUCUUUAUCAAGUCUGAACGAGGCGGAUUUAAACUGAAAGAAAAUGUGCAAUUUCAUCUCUAUAUCAGCACCUCUCCAUGUGGAGAUGCUAGGAUUUUCUCACCACAUGAAGCAGCACAAGAGGAUCAGGGAGACAGACAUCCAAACCGUAAAGCAAGAGGACAGCUACGGACAAAAAUAGAAUCUGGAGAAGGGACAAUUCCAGUCCGAUCUACUACUACCAUCCAGACGUGGGAUGGAGUAUUACAGGGAGAGAGACUGCUUACUAUGUCUUGCAGUGACAAGAUAGCUAGGUGGAACGUGUUGGGUAUUCAAGGAUCCUUACUUAGCCUCUUUGUGGAGCCAAUUUACUUCUCUAGCAUCAUCUUGGGGAGUUUAUAUCAUGGGGACCAUCUAUCCAGAGCAGUAUACCAGCGGAUAGCAGAGAUAGAAGAUCUACCACCUCUGUAUACGCUCAACAGACCUUUACUUAGUGGUAUUAGCAACGCAGAAGCCCGCCAACCAGGAAAAGCACCUAAUUUCAGUGUAAACUGGACAGUAGGAGACACUGGUCUUGAAGUUAUUAAUGCCACAACUGGCAAGGAUGAGAUGGGUCGUGCAUCUCGUCUUUGUAAGCACGCUUUGUACAGUCGCUGGAUGCGUAUUCAUGCAAAGCUUUCCUCUAGCCUGCGCUCAAAGAUCCUCAAACCGAACCUGUACCAUGACACUAAGCAGGUGGCCACUAAGUAUCAAACUGCCAAAGAGUGUUUGUUGAAAGCGUUCCUGAAGGCAGGGCUUGGAGCCUGGGUGGAGAAACCAAUCGAGCAGGAUCAGUUUUCUCUCACUGUCUAA